GCUGUUGUAGUUUACAUGAGAGCGAAGAAUCUGCAGCGGUCCUGGUCCUCUUCUCCAUCUGUCCUGAGAGAAAACGGAUCCAUUCUGACGGUCUGAACCUUCUCUUUGAGCCUCAUCCACCGCUCCUGAUUCACAUCUGAGUGUCAGUCUGAGCUGGGACUGAAGGCAGACCUCUGAAGGUGGUGACACCUGGCUGCUGCACACCUGGCUUCAUUCAAUGAGCUGAGAUUAGCAUUAGCAUUAGCAUCGUUUUCUGAUAGAGACAGAUCAAACCGGAGCAGCCGUGUGUCAGAAACAUCUGGACUCUUUUAUACCAAUCUCCAGGCUAACGGUGACGAGCUGGCGCAGGUAGUGGGUUGUUCGUGGAUAAUGCGAGACAGUGGCGGUAGUCUGACCCAGAAUCGCUGGCAGGGAGACCUGGGUCUGACCGCUGUGGGGCAGGACGACACCGGAGGAGGUGGGAUUCCAGGAGACCACCUCAUCGUCCCGGUGUCCGGUCACAGUGUGCCCACCCCCAUGCACCUGAGGCUGGGACAGAAGGAGAAGGUGUGGAGCGGAGAGUAUGUGGAAGAAGACGAAGAUGAGGAGGAUGGGCUGGGCCGGAUGGAGGCCAUAGGGGAUGAGGACGAAGAGAACAAUCUGGAUGGGGAGUUUGAAGGGAAAGGCUGGGACAACAACGAGGAGGACGAAGACGAGGAGGAGGAGGAGGAGGAGGAGGAGGAGGAGGAGGAUGGAGACGAGGAUGGAGAGCAGGAGGAGCUGGACUGGGACGUCCCAGACUUCCCCUCCCAAUCCGACCCUCUGUCACACUACGGACCACAGCAGCAGGCGGACGAGGGUGGGGAUGCCCCGGUGGAGGACAGCAACUUCAGGGCAGAGGAGGGGCACUCGUUCCCGUUCCAUGUGACCAGGUACCAGAACCUGAGGAGGCUCAAACACUGGCAGCGUCUGCGGACCCGCCGGGGGCUCGGGGUCCGGCUCAGCCUCCACUGGAAGAACUGGCGUCAGCGGGCUCAGUGGGUCUGCUCGCAGAGUCAGAGAUGGAGGAGGAGGGGGCAGAGGUACGGUCUGUAUGGAAAGCAGAGGAGGACAAGAAGGUAUCGACAAUCACAGUGCAUGGACGGAGAGGAUGACAGCAAUGAUGAGAGGUUCAGGCUGUCAGACAGAGAUAAAGGGUUAAACGGCUGCUCUGUAGACAAACAGGAUGACCGAGGGAGGAGGGAGGUGGAGGUGAAACCUCUGGAGCUGGCCCUCACUGAGGAACACAUGAGCUGUGUGACUGGUAUUCUUGAAGAGUCUUUACAGCAGUAUGGCAGUUUGAUCCCCAUCCAUGUGGACGACAUCGUAGAGAAACUUCAGGACAUCUUCAGUGAAAGUUUCUCACAGCCGCACAGGAAAGCGGUGGUGCAGCACCUAAUACAGUCCUUCCAGCGCUCCUCGGGCUCAGCUCUCGCUAAAACGUUCAGAGUGAACUACAAACGCCACGUCCUGACUAUGGAUGACCUGGGGACGCUGUACGGACAGAACUGGCUUAAUGACCAGAUCAUGAACAUGUACGGGGAUCUGGUCAUGGACUCUGUGCCAGAGAAGGUUCACUUUUUCAACAGCUUCUUUUAUGAUAAGCUACGGACAAAAGGCUAUGAAGGAGUCAAACGGUGGACGAAAAACGUCGACAUCUUCCAGAAGGAUCUGUUGUUGAUUCCGAUCCACCUGGAGGUCCACUGGUCUCUGGUAAGCGUGGACAUUCCUCGCCGGGCCAUCACGUACUUUGACUCUCAGCGGACGCUCAACAGACGCUGCCCAAAGCACAUUUUUAAAUAUCUGCAAGCAGAAGCCAUCAAAAAAAACCAACAAGACUUUCUGACGGGAUGGAAAGGAUAUUUUAAAAUGAAUGUCGGUCGUCAAAACAACGACAGCGACUGUGGAGCUUUUGUGCUUCAGUACUGUAAGUGUCUGGCGCUGGGGCAGCCGUUCAGCUUCGGCCAGCAGGAUAUGCCUCGUCUGCGGAGGAACAUGUACAAAGAACUGUGUCACUGCAAGCUCACUCUGUGACCCCCCCCCCCCCCAAACCUCUACCUACCCUCGCUCCCCAUGUCCACGUGCUCCCACCGGAUCCCAACAAUCGGAGAGACAAUGAUCUAAGGAGAAGAGGACAGGGGGAGCAGAGGAGUGAACUGUUCAAAGACUUUAUUUUUCUCUGCAGACAUCCAGAGAUUCUUCUUCUUCUCUUGUAGGUGACUUUGUUUUGUCUCUCUUCGCUUCCCUCUCCUCACACUUUGAAAACUCUUUAAUUUCCAUGUCACAGUUAUUCCUUUGUGGUUGACAGAGGCCAAGACUAGCUUCCUUUUAUUUCUGAGACAGUCCAUCCUGUCGAGUCCAGCCACGUUUUUCAGUCUGAACGGAGAUCAUCUGAAGGCUUGGACCAAAGUUAGUCUUUCACAUGAGAUGCCUAAAGCCUGAGCUGUUGGUGGAUGAUUUUAACCAGCCUGUGGAAGCUUCUGGUAAAAUAGUACCCGUGGACUUCGAUGCCUUCCAUCCAUCUGGCCUGAUCGGUGCACCGUGCUCUAUUCAACAAGGCAACAGUGAUGAAGUACGAGGAUGUUUCAGACCAAAAGGGAGGCAAGUUUUAGGAUUUUAGAAGAAAAAAAUGAGCAAGAUGGUGUUUAGUUAAAGCCUGUCAGGGUUGAGAUUCUCCAAACUUCAUGUUCAGCAUGUGAUGCAGCGACAAAGUCAGUUUAUUUUCGCAGUUUCGUAUCCUCUUGUCCAGUCUGUGAGUAAUGCAGUGCAUUGAGAUGUGCCCUUUUUACCCUAAAGCACUGUUCCUGUCGCUCACAUUGACAUGGAAGUGAAGUAAGGAUCAACAGAGAUCUACAGGGCACCAAGUGUGUCCUACAGGGAGAUUUCUUGACUUAUUUUAACUUUUCACAUCCGUGCUCUGUGUUAGUCACCUUCUAAACAUCAUGAAAUAUAGUGCUUUUAUUUUGAAGGUGGAGCAACAGAAGUGUGAUGCUUCAUAUUGAUGGAAGUGAGCUGAAUAUUUGGUUAACAUUUCAAACAUGGAUGUGGAUUUUUUAAAUACAGCACUAUCUCCACUUUCAGAACAACCUCACUUUGCACCUCAUCACUCGUUUCUUCUUAUUGAUGACGUCCAUAUCCAUGUCUGAAAUACUUUACUCCAACUUCAUCACAAAAGUGACACUAUCCAGCUCACUGCGGUCAAACACUCAUCAAACCUCCAUUUUGCAGCCUUCGAAUUAAAAGUGCUAGAUGCUGCACUUAAAGGGGAUGGAGAUUUACAGGACAGAGACUAAAGUGUGCACAUCAAGCGAUAUCUGCACUCAUUUGCUGUUUGGACACUGUUAUAAAGUCAAGGCACAGAGGUAAUGCAGGCAAUUUUUACGUUCAUCACUCCCACCAAGCCGAUGUUUUUUCUCUUGUUUUACCAGAAAACCAAACUAGAGCUUCUUCAUCGCCCAUUUGAUUCAGCUUAUUGGCUUAUACUGAUGUUAAACCUCUGUGCAUCCCUAUGUCAAAGUCAGUCACUGUUUACAUUAAUGUACAGCAGGUUGAAACAAAGUCCAUCCAAGGUAUGAGCAUUUUAAAUGCCAUGUUGCGUAUCAUCAUCCUGCAAACACACCUGACUAAUACUGAAUUCAAACUUUUCAAAAUCUCAAUCAUGAUGCUAUUUCAGCAUCUAUUCAGCCUCUUUGUCAUUAAAUCAGAGUGAAAUCUGUUUAUUCUGUGGCUCAUAGCACUGCAGUAAGACUGGCAUCAGCCCACUUUAGUGAAACUUCUUGUGGUGGCCUACAGAUUUUAAUUUAAAAUGAAAAAUCCAAAUAAAAAAAAACCCUAACAUGUAGAUAAAUAAAACCUACCCUUGGUGUUUUUUCAGGCAUUUCAUAUAAAAUUGUGAAACAAAGAACUGCAAACCACAAAACAUCAGUUUUCCUUUUGUUUUUUUUUUUGUUUUCCAAAAAUAAUUUUAUAAGUGAAAAUGUGUUUUGCAUCUUUUUGUUCUGUUUAAAAAAGGAGGAUCAACAAUCAUAAGAUUGGUGAUGCAGCAUCCUUUUACACAACACCUGCAGCAUCAUAAACAACCGUACAUAACGAGAAAUAAUGUCACAUCAUUAGUGUUCUGUUUUUUUUUUAAUCAAACACAUUUUCAUUUAUUCCUUUCUUUUGGGAAACCAAAAAAGAGAAACAGAAAACAGAGAAAGUAAUACCGGAGCAUAGGUGAUGUAACAUUUUUUUUUCCCUUUGUUUGACCUGCUGCAGAUGUUUUGGGAAAAAGAAUGUUACAUCACCAUUAUUCCAUUCUUUGAUUUUCUUUUUUGAUCAGAGGACAAAAACAAUAAAGGAGUUUUUUUCAUUUUCAUAGUUCUUUUUGGGAAACACAAAGGAAAACUAAAAAUGAGGAACACUUUUUUGUUUUCAUGUUUUUAAUCCCAGAGCGCUCUGAAACGAGGGUCAUGGGCGCUGCCAGCAGAGUUCAUGAAGAUGUACUUUAUAAAGAAGGAGUGAGAGAGAUUAGAAGAAGACUCAAGCACAGAUAUGAUGGGGCUCAAAUAAUCACAUUUUAUGAUGAAUCAAUAAACCUAAUCAGAAUUCCACCCUUGUUGAAGGCUAAAAUUAUCUUCCCUUUUGGUCUGAACACUUCUUCAUUCUUUAAACACAAGGAUAAACAUUCUCCCCAAUGCUACAGCCGUUAUUGAUGAUGCUAUCUAUCUAGUGAGCACAUGAGGUUUGCCACUGUAGUGCAACGUGACAUUUCCAAAUGUAUAUUUGUUUUCCUUCACGAUGUUUGGAUGGACAAAUGAUGCUGAAAGUGGAGGAGGUGGCCAUGUUUAAGUGCAUUCUUCAGAGGGAUUUUUGAAUUUAACUAUCCUUGGAUUAUGAUGCCCCCCCCCCUCGCCUCCGUUUCCAUCUCUGACCCCCAUCAAACAAACAAACUGCUUCAUCUGCAUCAAUGCCCAAACUAAAGCAGAGCGACUCAUCGGCCCAAAGAAAGGGUAUCUUUACAUGACGUUUCUCUUUUCUGUGUUAUCUCUGUCAGUAAAUGUGUUGAUAUGCUUCUUGCUUUAAACAAAUGGUGUUAAAAAGGAGGACUUUGUGUUAUUUUGGACGAGGAACAGAAGGAGAUCCUCUGGUUAGUGUUUCAUUUCAGUGAGGACCACGCCUGCUUCGACAGCCACAGCCGAGCGACAGAACCCUCCUCUUCUUUUUAUAACGGAAGACAAAAUUUGUUGAUAGCUGUGUGUUUUUGUUUUCCUUUUUUUUUCAAACAGGAGUUGAUGCAACAGAGUUGACAGUUUUAUAUAUCUUCUACGAUGCAUUAUGGUUGCUAAAAAUAAAAAUACGCAGCAAACAAUCAACUGUGCGUGUUAUAUUUAGACUAGAAAAUAUGGAUUGAAGUCUGAGACAUGUUGGUUUGGGUUAGUGUGUUUUACAGCUAAUGGAUUUUUGAUUUGAAAUGAGAUCCAAAAUCAAGAAGCAAGCAGUUUCCUAAUUACUUUUUAAAAAUGGGGGAACAAAACCUGGAAAAACAGGAUUUAUUUUUAUUUUAUUUUAAAGGGACAAUGCUGCACAGAUUAUGGGAUUGCUAAUUUCUAACUCUUGUCCCUGUAACACCUGCAAAUGUAAAACAAAUCUGCAGCUUUUAAUGUAAUAAUCUCAAAAAUGUAAUUUACCACAAACAUAAUAGCAAUUGGCCUCAUAGCUAUUAUAUUUGUAGGGAUCAUUACAUUUAUGGGUAGCUAAAAAUCCCUCUCUCAAAAUUUGAUUAACUUCCUGCCAAUGUCAUGUGAAAAUCACAAAGUUGUGAUCAAUGUUUGCUAAAGCCUUUUCAAACUUCCAGUGGGUUCAAGCUCAAGUCACGUUAAAAAAAUGUCAUGACAGUUUUUUUUUAUUCACCAUGAAAUGGGAAGUUUCAGAGAGUUCAGAGCAACCACUUUUACAUUUGAUGGAAAUGUAGUACAUUUUUGGGUUUAUUAUGUUUAAAAACUGUAGGUUCUUACUACUUUAAGGUUUAUUAUGGGUGUAGGGGGAUAAAAACUGCUGUCUCUAAAAAUUGUAUGAACUUCCCUCAGAUAAAGUGAAUAUGAAAAAAGGAGGAUUGUGGUCAUUAUUUGUUGUAGCUUUUUUACAAAUGCCAGUGGGCUCAAGUCACAUCAAAAAGUGUAGUCAUGCCGAUUUUAUGUUUGCCAUUAAACAGGAAGUUUCAGAGAGUUCAGAGUCUUAACACUGGUAGAGCCAUACAAUAGUUAUGCUUGCAGUGGAUAACUGUUAUUACAUUUGUUGGAAAUGUACUACGUUUUUUGGUUUAUUAUGUUAAAAAACUGCAGAUUUGUAUUACGUUUGUGGGAAGAUUAAAAUUAUCAUCUCAAAAUUUGAUUAACUUCCAAAAAAAGUAAUGCAAACAUGAAAAAUUUAAGUUUUGGUCGCUGUUUGUUAUAGCCUUUUGACAACUGCCAGUGGGUUCAAGCUGAAGUUGUGUAAAAAAUUUAGUUCUCACUUUUUUGUUCGCCAUGAAACAGGAAGUUACAGAGAGUUUUGUGUUAAAACACUGGUAGAGUCAUGUUAUAGUUAUUACAUUUGCAGUGGGCAACUGAUGUUACAUUUGUGGGAAAUUUAUUACAUUUCUUGUAGUAUCUUAAAAACUGCAGAUUUGUAUUACAUUGUAUUAAAUUUGCAGAUGUAACAGUCCCUGGUUGGGCCUUAAAGUAAGCAGUUCAAAAAAUGUAUAACAUUCACCAGCACAUAAAGGAACUGUAGUAAGUAUCUGCUCUUCCCUGUUUCAGGUAGUACAAAGUACAGUUUCUCCUUGUUUUCUUUAAAGAAAUGUUUUUUUUAAAGUUUGUUUUUAAUCUAAUAAUAAAUGCUACAAUUUCACUGUAACAUUCUUUUCUCCUUUAGUGUGAUCUGGGGCAGGUGUUGUGAAAAAGGAAUGUUACAUCUUCAGUCUUCCAUCCUUU
Cheilinus undulatus (humphead wrasse) is the source of this 6971-nucleotide messenger RNA. RefSeq names its product sentrin-specific protease 3-like. Gene Ontology annotation, cellular component: nucleus. The record is from RefSeq and is a predicted model, not a curated record. NCBI's taxonomy places the organism in Eukaryota, Metazoa, Chordata, Actinopteri, Labriformes, Labridae. Gene Ontology annotation, biological process: protein desumoylation. Bases 370 to 2052 code for a protein of 560 amino acids. Gene Ontology annotation, molecular function: deSUMOylase activity. The transcript is spliced from 12 exons.